AUUUAGUGUAUGCCAUGGGAUAGUCUCAACAAGGUUGUGUAACUUGGCCUUUUAUCUUGACUAUGCGGCUUCCAAAUAACCAUUCGCAUGGUGACUCUUCUGUGUAUGAGGUUGAAAUGGGCCGACGAGGCGUCGUACGCCCUUUGGAUGUUGUCGACGUUACCGUGGAUACGGAAUCAAGUACAACAUUUAGCCAUGAAAAGGCCGAUAUGACUUCUGGAGAAUCAUGUGAUACAGAAAGUGUUGUAAAUGUAGCGGUGAGUUUAAAUGCAGUCAGUGAGGAAGUAGGUUUGAAUAUAGCGCUUGAUACUUCGGAUGAUGCCCCGCUUCGCGAUAUGACUUCAUCUGGUUCCAAUGAUGAGUUCUAUGAUAUCACCUUGGAAUCUUCUGAUACAACUAACGUUGGUGAUCUAGAGGCAGGUUGCAACGAAUCCACUAACAAUGCCAAUGAUGAUACAACAUCUACAUCGCCACCUUCGGAUGCUGCCGUUACUCCAUCCUCUAUACCUGCUCCUAUAUUAUAUGAUAUGCGCCGUAUGUUGUUUUCCUUUGCUUUAUGCUGGUUUAGUACGUUUUUCAGUCAUGUGUUGCGUAUGCCGCUGUCUACUACCAAAGUGAGUUUGCAGCGGGCGAUGAACCUAACUACUCGUGACUUGACCCAUUUGGACACAUCGUAUUCCAUUUGUCAUGUUUUAGGGCAAGCGUGUGCCCCUGCAAUGUCUGCUAGGACUAACAGUGUGAUCCUAGUUGCAUUAUACCAAUUCCUUAUGGGUUUUGUCAUGAUGCUUUUAUUUGCGCCUACUAGUUUUUACUACUUCAUUAUUGUUUAUGGUUUCGUCGGCUUUAUGGCGGGGCCAACCUGGGCUGUUUUAUUCUCUCAUCUAUCGGAGUGGCUGCCUACUGAGUACAGCUUCCCAUUGAUCACACUUUGGUUUGCUGGAUCUGAGUUAGGAUCUAUGGCUGGCAUAUUGAUUUGUAUUUAUGCCGACUCAACUUGGGGUUGGCGUAGCACCUUUGUUGUCAGCGGUUUACAGAACAUGGGCAUCGGUAUUAUGCUGUUUUGUCUAUAUGACAACUGCAAGGACGCCCUGUCCGACGGCCGUUUAGUUGACCCGGUGUCGAUAGUGCGUGGCAACAUGGAGAGCUUAUGGAAGUUCAUAGGCCGUCUGCGUGAGCGCACUUAUAUGGAAACUUUCAUAGAGGGUGAGAGCAAUGAGAGUGAGCCUCUUCCCAGGGACCCUCACCGUGAAUUCAUCCUUUCGGGCUUGACUAAUGCAAUUCCCCAAGCCAGAAGCUCUGCGAGUGGAUUUAACAUAAAGUUGCAGCUAUUGCUAUCCCGGAUGUAUGCCCUAUUCUCUAAGGUUCAUAGCAUGACAGUGAACUACGUAUCUGUUAUAACCCGUGUGAGUUACAUGGGCCGUAUAGCUGUAUCGUCGUUUACCUUGAAGCUGGUCAAACAUUGUUUCUGUUCCUGGGUUAAUUUCUACGUCUCCACGAUGUUCGGGUUCACUCCAGCCCAGGGGAACUACUUGACACUGACCCUGAGCGUCGGCAACUGCAUUGGCAAUGUGCUUGUUGCUUUGGUAUGCCGUCUAUUCUGGAAAGGCAGGCCGCUGACUGCGUGCACAUGGUUCUUUGGCAUUAGUGCAGUGGCAGUCCUUUUGUUUUCACUGAUGGACUUCAGCUGGCUGAUUACAUCGUAUGCCUGUUGCUUCCUUUGCGGCGUGUCUACCACCGCCGCUGAGGCUAUAUUGAUGGCUCGCGGCAUAAAAUCACUGUGUGAGCGCUCAAAACUGAACCAGCAGGAAUCGUUUAUAGUCUAUGGAUUCCUUCUGGCCGCUUCAACCCUAGGAUCGGUUUGCCAGGGUUUCCUAGUUGCCUCCAUUGUUGAUUGGUAUGGGUGGAGCGCUUUACUGGGUAUCUUUGUGGUUGCCCUCAUGGGCGCCACCGUGCUUUUAUUCAAGCCAUCUCAAACCGAGAGUUAAUAUAUUUGUAGUAUAAUUCGAUAUAUAAUUCCCAAU
Babesia bovis T2Bo is the source of this 2021-nucleotide messenger RNA. Its product is annotated as Major Facilitator Superfamily protein. Gene Ontology annotation, biological process: phosphate ion transmembrane transport; glucose-6-phosphate transport. The record is from RefSeq and is a predicted model, not a curated record. The transcript is spliced from 3 exons. The coding region runs from base 63 to 1985 and encodes 640 amino acids. Lineage: Eukaryota; Apicomplexa; Aconoidasida; Piroplasmida; Babesiidae. Gene Ontology annotation, molecular function: glucose 6-phosphate:phosphate antiporter activity.